AUGGCUCUUGAAAGACUUGCUGAGCUCGAACGUCCAAUUAAGUGGCUAACUAAUGACCUUGAAAAUUCAACCAAUAAUGAUUAUCAUCGUGAUGGUGUUAAUAUUCGUGACAAGCUAUUAUCAAAUGAAGAAUUUAAAGUUGUAAGAGCUCUUGUUGAACUUUUAUAUCCAUUUGAUAAAGCCACAGAAAUUCUUUCUGGAUCAAAUUAUGCUACAUUAAGUAUAAUGGUUCCAACAAUUGAAGAAUUAGUUUAUCGACUAAAUAAUACAAAUAGUUAUUUCGAUAUUAUAAGUGAGGUAAAAGAAGAAAUUUUAUCUAACCUGUCAAGUCGAUGGUCCCUGCCACAUGAUUAUGGAAUGUAUGCGUCUUUACUUGACCCUCGAUUCAAGAAUCUAUCUUUCUGUUCAAAUGUAAGUAUAUUUGAUAUAUUUGUAAAAAAAAUACACGAUUCAAUGAAAUAA
Messenger RNA from Dentiscutata heterogama, 462 nucleotides. The record is from the annotation of a GenBank genome assembly. Lineage: Eukaryota; Fungi; Glomeromycota; Glomeromycetes; Diversisporales; Gigasporaceae.